Danaus chrysippus (African queen) is the source of this 1584-nucleotide messenger RNA. The record is from the annotation of a GenBank genome assembly. Lineage: Eukaryota; Metazoa; Arthropoda; Insecta; Lepidoptera; Nymphalidae.
AUGGCUCAAUUUAACUAUCGCAACGAAAUUGUCAGUUUAGCAACAAUCGACGGACCCCUCACCCGUGGACCUCCACAACGUUUUGCCAAAAAAAAUACAAAGGAAAAUAUAAACCCAGGAUUAAGUAUAAGUUCUAUAAAUCAAUCUGUACAAAAACUUUCGGUUUCUGGUAAUCAAAGUUAUAACAAUAGCGUACUUUCGAUUAACAAUAAAACACCGACCAGAAAUGAUAACAAGAGCAAGAGUAAAAGUAAAUCUCCAGGUCGGUCGACCACACCCACUCCCAACAAAGCUGCUAAGACACCUAAUAAAGCUGAUAGAUUUAUUCCAUCACGGAGUAAUUCUAACUAUGACUUGUGCCACUACAUGUUAAAUCGUGAAGAAGACCAAGUAGAAGAAACAGCUCCAUCGGUAGCCAGUGAAGCGAUAGGACGUGCUCUCUCUGACAAUGAACCGGGACGAAUGUUACAAUACACUUGCAAAGCCCCUGCAGCACCUGAAGGAUAUCAGAACAGAUUACGUGUGGUGUAUUCUCAAGCCAAAGUUCCGUCGACAGUUAAAAAUACAACCCGAUAUAUACCUCAGGGACCUGAUAGAAUUCUUGAUGCUCCUGAUAUAUUAGAUGAUUAUUACCUAAAUCUUGUUGAUUGGAGUGCAUCAAAUAUAUUGGCUGUAGCUCUUGGGAAUUCUGUAUACUUGUGGAAUGCUGGCACGGGCCUUAUAGAACAACUAUUGACUUUAGAAGGUUCAGAAACAGUAUGUUCAGUAUCAUGGGUUCAAGGGGGAGGAUCACACUUAGCUGUUGGCACUUCAUCUGCAACUGUAGAGAUGUGGGAUUGUGAGAAGAUUAAAAGACUGAGGACAAUGGAUGGACACACAGGUCGUGUGGGUUCUUUGGCUUGGAACUUGUAUGUGGUGUCAAGUGGUGCUCGAGAUGGUAACAUUGUACACCACGACGUUAGACAAAGAGAUCAUGCUGUGGCCACCAUUAGUGCUCACACGCAGGAGAUUUGUGGUCUUAAAUGGUCACCAGACGGCAAAUACCUGGCCUCAGGUGGUAAUGACAACUUACUAAACAUCUGGCCCAUAGCUCAGGGACAGCAUUAUACACAACCACAGUACUUAUACUCAUUCAAUCAACACUUAGCCGCAGUGAAGGGUCUCGCUUGGUGCCCUUGGAGUUCCGGUAUCCUAGCGUCAGGCGGAGGAACUGCUGAUAGAACUAUACGGAUCUGGAAUGUCAAUACAGGAGCUAACUUAAACACCGUCGAUACCAAGUCUCAGGUGUGUUCGAUAGUAUGGAGUACGCAUUACAAGGAGCUUGUAUCGGGUCACGGGUAUGCUCACAACCAGUUGGUUAUAUGGAAGUAUCCUACAUUGACACGUGUGGCCGAGCUGAGCGGACACGUGGCGCGUGUGUUACAUCUAGCACUAUCACCGGACGGUACCACCGUGUUGUCCGCUGGCGCUGAUGAGACGCUAAGGCUUUGGAAAUGCUUCAUGCUGGAUCCGACGAAGAAAAAGGAAGCCACAGACUCUAAAGCGGCGAAAUCUCUUCUUAACAUGAAUGCACUGAUUAGAUGA